CUCAAGUCGUGAACGAAACGAAUCAGCCAAUCGUUUCCAUCAGUAUCCAUCAUUGUAGUCGAUAUGCGCCAACAAGUUUUCGUUGUGUUUGUCAUCCAUUGCAUUCUUGUCGUGCCGUUCACUUCGGCAGGAAAAACACCUUUUUUGAGAAACAAGUCGAUUGAGACGGAAAGUCAAUCGUCCAUAACCGAAUUCGAUCCAGAGUACACUGCGAUGAAUGACGAUCUACCACAAACUAUUCUGCGAUUGUCACAAAAUCUCAUCCAUCCAGCAACAUCUGAUUUUCUUCCGGACACGGAUAGCCGCCAUUUAGUUGGCCAAACAACCACCAAUCCACCCGCUGACAGUUGGGAUCGAAAUUCUGCAGAUACCUGCGGAGGUACCGUCAAUGUCCCCUUGUCCUUUGAUCGACUCACACCGAUCGAAUCGUCACAAUUUCCGGAAGAACGCGCUUAUCCUUUAGUUUGCCGCUGGAUUGUCAAGGUAACGAGUAAGAAUUGCAGUCUGGGUCGAAUCACGUUGAGGGUGGACGGUCGCAGUCGAUUGCCGGAUGUGGUCGGAUGCGCUAGAGGAUUUUACCGUAUUUAUCCAUUCAUGAAGGAAGCAAAAAUUUGCGGGCGCAUUGGCGACGUUCCGCCCUUCCAGUGGUACGUCGACAACCACCAACCAAAAGAUGUGACCAUUAUUAUGGAUAAUACAGGAAUCGGCGACGGAAACCCCGAGGGCUUGUCAUUUACCCUUCAAGGUGAAUGUGUGAAUGACAAGAUGAUUGGAGUCAGAAAGGAAAACGUCAGAUUCAGUCGACGAUGGAUAAAUCGACAAAUCGAAGAUUUUGAAGCCGGAGAAGGGCCUAGAAUAAUUAUCAAGCCCAGCCAUGGUCUCAAACAUCAAAUUCCCGUUACAAAAGUACCAAAAACUACUUCAACUAGCGCAGCACCAACUAAACAACCAGCUGUUUUUAAUGACAACAAUCAUGAAAACGACGAACCUUGGCUCAUCUCGGAAUCCCCAGAAUCCAGCCAUCCAUCAUAUUCGUCGGAUUCAGUCACCUAUUUCCCUUCGUCAACAGAAAACACAAGUCAGCGGCCAUCAUCGACGACCGUUCGCCCACCCACAACUUAUUUCAACGACUAUCAAGACAUUCCAUGGGUUAUUCUGAAAUCUCCUGAGCAAACAGACGACCAUUAUUCGGCAUCAUCGUUUGAAGUUUACCCACAUAAUAACCAAGCCGAUAAUGUGAAACAAGUCCCAGAAAUGACGACUAAAAAUCCGUGGCUGGCUAUGAAAUCUGCUUACCUUCGUAAAAAUUCUACUGCUUCAUCAUUAAAGUCAACAUCUCCCUACAAUCAACAUUACUAUUCAAAAGACCCAAACCGCAAUAUACCAUAAACAGGGAAAUACUUAACACUGCAAUCACUUCUCUACUACUUAGGACAACAGCUAAAUAUAUUCCGACAACUGGCAGGCCAAUGACGACCGAUCUGCCAACAACCGAUCCACCAACUACUCCUGAAGUUACUUCUAACCUCAUCAGAUAUUCGACACAGCCACAAACGACCAUUUUGAAUCAUAAUAAGUUCAAUUCUUUUCCUACCUUUCCAGCAUCGAACGAAACACCAGUAGCAACGAAUACCUUCACCAGUCCAGCAACAACAGAGCCCAGUGGAACUGUCAAAGUUGGAUCAGCUGAGAACGACGCCGAUAUGUUUAACAUCAGCUUGAAGGAAGAGAAAUCUGGUUUGACCAAAUUACAACAGACAUUUAAGCGAACUUACAACAAAUUAAUGAAAAUCAUGUCCUAAAUAAAAUACAAAAACAAAAUAAGAUUUGUUUAGCUUAUCGGAAUGAGUGUAGCCAUUCCCUGAAUUGAAACCUAUAAAAAUUUGUGGAAUAAAGUAU
Daphnia pulex (common water flea) is the source of this 1899-nucleotide messenger RNA. RefSeq lists its product as uncharacterized. Bases 64 to 1389 code for a protein of 441 amino acids. The transcript is spliced from 6 exons. Lineage: Eukaryota; Metazoa; Arthropoda; Branchiopoda; Diplostraca; Daphniidae. The record is from RefSeq and is a predicted model, not a curated record.